Molecule: messenger RNA, 528 nt
Organism: Juglans microcarpa x Juglans regia
Lineage: Eukaryota; Viridiplantae; Streptophyta; Magnoliopsida; Fagales; Juglandaceae
Exons: 2
Coding region: 145-363 (72 amino acids)
Source: RefSeq, a predicted model, not a curated record
GUCUUCUCCAAGCAUAUUCUCCUCCAUGAAUCCCCAAAAGCCCUCGUAUACGCGGAUCCUCUGCAAUUCUUUGCAGUCAGAUAGGAGAGCAAACUCGUUAUAAUACCUCUUUCUCUUCUUCUCGGACCUCAGAAAGGAAAUCAAAUGGCGUUGACUAACUUCAUCCUCACAGUGGCUGGGGUUAGUGCAGCGAUUCUCCUGCUGAGGAGUGACGUCAAGCAGUCGGCCGCGGUCUUCAGGCGCAACGUCAAGCACAUUCGCCACUGGCUCGAAGAAGAAUCUGCGUCUGCCUCCAAGGCAGCAGAGAAGGCAACUCCCAAGGAGUUGGAAACAAAGGUUCCUCCAAAAGACACUCCCAAGUAGGAAAUAGUACUAAUGUGUCUAUAUGGGGGAGCUUGAUGUUGUCUACAAGAGUUAAUUAGUUGCUCCUUUUUUCCUUUUGUUUUAAAGUAUUUGAUGAUUAUUUAGAAUAAGUCUUAAUGAGAUGUCCCGGUAUAUAUGCAAUUAAACUCUCUUAAUUUUGUUUUU